AUGUUCUCGGACGUGACGCGCGUGCACUUCGAGCGGGGCUUCGGCGGGCAGCCGCGCGCCUCGGGCGUGUCCUUCCUCAAGCUGGGCCGGCGGCACCGCGUGCGCGCGGCCAAGGAGGUGGUGCUGUGCGCCGGCGCAAUCAACUCGCCGCACGUGCUGCUGCUGUCGGGCGUGGGGCCCGCGCCGCACCUGCGCGACAAGCGCGUUCCGCUCGUCAAGCACCUCCCGGGCGUCGGGCAGAACCUACAGCUCGUCGUGUGGCAGGACCACGUGGCGCUGGGCGGCGUGGCGUACCUGCUGGGAGAGCCCGGCGAGGGGCUGGCGCUGGACGGGCCGGGCUUCGUGCUGCCGCGCGUCAUGACCAUGGACACCAUAGCGCGCUUCACCUUCCACAACGAGGGACCCAUGCUGGCGCUGCCCGAGAGCGAUGUCAUGGGCUACGUCAACACCAAGUUCGCAAACGAGUCGGACGACUGGCCGGACAUUCAGCUGAUGCUGGCGUCGUACGCGGAGAACACGGACGGCGGGCUGCUGUCCAAGCGCGGCGUGGGGCUGAGCGACUCCGUCUACGCCGCCGUGUACGAGCCGGAACUGUACCGCGACAGCUUCUCGGUGCUGCCGCUGCUGAUGCGGCCGCUGUCGCGCGGGCACAUCGCCCUGCGCACGGCCGACCCCAACGACCCGCCGCUCAUCUACCCCAACUACUUCGCCGACCAGAGGGACCUCGAGGUGUUGUUUCCUUACCGUUUCUAUGUGGUGGAGGGGGCGAAGCUGGCGCGGCAGUUCAGCGAGACGCGCGCGCUGCGAGAGCUGGGCGCCGUCGUCAACCCGCGCCCGUUCCCGGCCUGCUCGCACCUCGCCUUCCUGUCGGACGCGUACUGGGCGUGCCUGGCGCGCCAGUACCCGCUCACCAUCUACCACCCGGUGGGCACGUGCAAGAUGGGCCCGGCCGAGGACCCCACGGCCGUGGUGGACGCGCGCCUGCGGGUCCACGGCACCGCCAGCCUCCGGGUGGUCGACGCGUCCGUCAUGCCCACCAUCCCCACGGGCAACACCAACGCGCCCGUCAUCAUGAUCGCGGAGAAGGCCGCCGACAUGAUCAAGGAGGAGUGGCUCCCCGCCAGACGAGCGCGCAGGCGCGGCGGCGGCCGCCGUCACCGCGCGUGA
Messenger RNA from Gryllus bimaculatus (two-spotted cricket), 1167 nucleotides. The record is from the annotation of a GenBank genome assembly. Lineage: Eukaryota; Metazoa; Arthropoda; Insecta; Orthoptera; Gryllidae.